Messenger RNA from Epinephelus fuscoguttatus (brown-marbled grouper), 1611 nucleotides. It is a transcript of the gene trmt13, whose product is annotated as tRNA methyltransferase 13 homolog. The coding region runs from base 25 to 1536 and encodes 503 amino acids. NCBI's taxonomy places the organism in Eukaryota, Metazoa, Chordata, Actinopteri, Perciformes, Serranidae. Gene Ontology annotation, biological process: tRNA methylation. The transcript has 11 exons. The record is from RefSeq and is a predicted model, not a curated record.
AGCACGCAGCGUCCCGCCUCCAACAUGGCGGCCCCCCUGCCCGGCAGAUGUGGCUUCUUCGUGAAGAAAAAGAAACGUUUCUGUAAAAUGAUCGUCGCUAGAGGGAAAGUGUUCUGUGGAGAGCACGCGACCAUGGAGGAAGGAAGCAGCAGGAGGAUCGUAUGUCCUCUGGACCCCACACACACUGUGAGUGAAGACAAAUUGAACAAACACCUGAAGAAGUGUAACUCCAGAGAGAAACCAAAACCAGUUUAUUAUGUGGAGAACAUCAAUGCUGGAUCAGCUGGAGACAAGACGCUGCAACAGGUGAGUCUGUCUGAGCGCAGCAGGACAGAGAUACAGUCUCUGUUGGACAAACUGAAGACAGCUGUCACAGGACUGCAGUGUGAUGUGGAGGACAGCGUUCUGUCUCACCCUGUCCUCCAGGAGGAACUCAACAACCCAAAGAAUGGAGACUCCGCCCACAAACACCUGAAGCAGCAGUCCUCUCUCUUAGGUCACUUGGAGGCGCUGGGGCUUCUGAGAAGGGGGCGGUGCUUCGUAGAGUUUGGAGCAGGUCGAGGCAAACUGUCUCACUGGAUCCAUGAAGCCCUGAAGACCGGAGAUCAAGUGGAGACCAGAGACCAGGUGGAGACCAGAGACCAGCAGGACACCAGUGAGGACCUGCAGCUGCUGCUGGUGGAGCGCUGCAGCACUCGCUUCAAGGUUGAUGGGAAACAUCAGGACACAGGUGCUGACUUUGAGAGGCUUCAGGUGGACAUCCAACACCUGGAUCUGAGUAAAGUCCAGCUGAUCACGCAGAAGAAGCUCCCGCUGGUCGCGGUCGGGAAACACCUGUGUGGAGCGGCGACAGAUCUGGCUCUGCGCUGUCUGCUGGGAAAACCAGGACCCGGAGAGGAGACCGGACCGCCAGCCCUCAAACGCCUCAAAACUUCGGAACCAGCUGAUUCAAGAGAUCUGCCAGAUCCUGGUCCUGGUCCUGGUCCUAGUCCUGGUCCUGGUCCUGGUCCUAGUCCUGGUCCUGGUCCUGGUCCUAGUCCUAGUCCUAGUCCUGGUCCUGGUCCUGGUCCUAGUCCUAGUCCUGGUCCUAGUCCUAGUCCUGGUCCUGGUCCUGUGCUGGGCCUGGCAGUGGCGCUGUGCUGUCACCAUCGCUGUGAGUGGCGUCACUAUGUCGGGCAGCAGUUCUUCGAGCAGCGAGGACUUGGAGCUGCAGAGUUCUCAGCGUUCUGUCGGAUGUCCAGUUGGGCCACAUGUGGACUUAGACCGACCUAUCAGGACGGUCCACCUCAGGAUUCGACCAAUCAGAGAGGAGACGAUGAAGAGCACGAGCCGGCAGAGGAGACAGACAUUGUGGGCAGCUUCCUGUCGGCAGACGAACGCCAGCGUGUCGGUCGUCUCUGUAAACGUCUGAUUGACGGCGGCAGACUGCACUUCCUGAAGUCGAAAGGAUUUGACAGCAAACUGAGCGGUUACGUGAGCAGUCACGUGACUCUGGAGAACAUCCUGCUGAGCGCCGUCCCCUCGUCUCCGUCCUGAAGGUCAAACUGAGACAAAGUCUCAGAGUUUCUGUCCAUGUGUAAAUGUUACGUAAUAAAGUCUGACUGGAGUUCA